Aspergillus ibericus CBS 121593 is the source of this 1897-nucleotide messenger RNA. Its product is annotated as threonine synthase THR4. Gene Ontology annotation, molecular function: threonine synthase activity; pyridoxal phosphate binding. The coding region runs from base 95 to 1699 and encodes 534 amino acids. Gene Ontology annotation, biological process: L-threonine biosynthetic process. The transcript is spliced from 3 exons. Lineage: Eukaryota; Fungi; Ascomycota; Eurotiomycetes; Eurotiales; Aspergillaceae. The record is from RefSeq and is a predicted model, not a curated record.
CGUGACUCAGAGGCUUAGAUUUCCUCUCCGACUUUCUUUCCGAUCGCCUCGUUCCCCUCAUUCACCUUGUGAAUCCCGUCCACUCAUAUCCACCAUGUCGCACACUCUCUCGCAAAAGUACCUUAGCACGCGGGGUGGCUCCUACGGCCUCUCCUUCGAGGAGGUGGUCCUCAAGGGUCUGGCCUCGGAUGGUGGCCUCUUCAUCCCCGAGGAAAUCCCUACUCUCCCCGCCUCAUGGGAGUCGGAAUGGCGCGACCUCAGCUUCGAGGAGUUGGCCUUCAAGAUCAUGUCCCUCUACAUCUCCGAAUCCGAGAUCCCCCAUGACGACCUGAAAGACAUCAUCAACCGCUCCUAUGCGACCUUCCGCCACCCGGAACGCACCCCCAUCGUUGAAUUGGACGGCAAGCGCAACCUCUACCUCCUCGAACUCUUCCACGGCCCCACCUUUGCCUUCAAGGAUGUCGCCCUGCAGAAUCUGGGAAACCUGUUUGAAUACUUCCUGGUGCGCAAGAACCAGGGCAAGGAGGGCAAGGACAGGCACCACCUGACCGUGGUUGGCGCCACUAGCGGAGACACGGGCUCUGCCGCCAUCUACGGCCUGCGUGGGAAGAAGGAUGUGUCCGUCUUCAUCCUGUUCCCCAAUGGCAAGGUCUCGCCUAUCCAGCAGGCCCAGAUGACCACCAUCCUCGAUGCCAACGUUCACAACCUCACCGUGGAAGGCACCUUCGACGAUUGCCAGGACUUCGUCAAGGCCAUGUUCGCCGACCCCGAGCUCAACUCCACCCACAACCUGGCCGCCAUCAACAGCAUCAACUUUGCGCGCAUCUUGGCCCAGAUCACCUACUACUUCUACUCCUACCUCUCCCUGACCAAGACCCCUGGCUACAAUGCCAAGAUGCGAUUCGUCGUGCCUUCCGGCAACUUCGGCGACAUCCUCGCCGGUUGGUUUGCCAAGCGCAUGGGUCUCCCGGCCGAGAAGCUGGUCAUCGCCACCAACGAGAACGACAUCUUGGACCGUUUCUUCCGCACCGGUGGUACCUACAGCAAGGGUGACGGCAAGGGUGCCGGCGUCAAGGAGACGCACAGCCCCGCCAUGGACAUCCUGGUCAGCAGCAACUUCGAGCGUCUGAUCUGGUUCCUGGCCUUCCAGACCAGCGAGGGCAGCACUGCCGACGAGCGGCGCAAGCGGGCUUGCGAGAAUGUCAGCAACUGGCUCGACCAGCUGAAGACCCAGGGCAGCUUCAGCGUGCCCCCCGCUCUCUUCGAAGCCGCCCAGGCCGAAUUCGAAAGUGAGCGUGUGAGCAACGACGAGACCAUCGCGCAGAUCCGUUCCACCUACCAGUCGUGCUUCCCCUCCAACCUUGGCCCCGGCAGCGCCAAGAGCUCCAAGACCGGCGGUUACAUUCUCGACCCUCACACCGCCAUCGGUGUGGCCGCCUCUCUGCGCUCCAUCGAGCGUAACCCGGGCGUCAGCCACAUCUCCCUCUCCACCGCUCACCCCGCCAAGUUCGCCAGCGCCGUCGACCUGGCCCUGCGCGCGGAAGAUGGCUACGACUUCACUGAAGUCCUGCCCCAGGAAUUCAUUGGCCUGGAGCAGCGCGAGAGCCGCGUGACCCCCGUCGGACCCGGUGCCGGCUGGCAACAGGUGCGCGAGAUCGUCAAGGCUGAGGUCGAGCAGGAGCUCGAGGGUAAGCGGUAGAUCUUUUAAUACGCACUACUAAACUUUUCGUUUCUUCUACUACCCUACAUACAACGCUUCUUCCUUCAAAAGCUAUCUCGAUGAUAUCACACGAUCUUCACGCUUAAUCGAUGCCUUCUCCCGGUUUUCUAUAGAUCAUAUUACGAAUAUAGAACAAGACACUUCAUUAUAUCAUAAUGAAGUCAAGUUGAACUCUGU